UGCCAGUUUAAGUUGGAACGGCGAGAAGAUCGGUAGUACGUGGAAUAGAACGCGCUUAGAUGCACUACCAUCCAUAUUUAAGCGUUCGAAACGAGUAACACCAACUUUUUUUAGAGUGGGGAAUUACAACAACAACAAUCUUUUAAUGUUGUGUUUGUGUUAAAUUUAUGUUUUACCCAUAAAUUUAUUAAUUUUAAUUGAUGGCCGCUUAUAAAUAAGGAUCUCAUAACCCCACCUCGCCUUUGCAACGUUUAAGACUUUGCAAGUUUUUUUUAGGAUUCAUCAAUACUUUGCCAGAAGAGUUGAGGAAAACUCAAAACACCACGCAAUACAAUGGCGGUAUUUGGUAUGGUAUCAGCCGUAUCCGGCUUCAUAAAAAUUCGUUAUCUAUUGGACAAAGCGGUUAUAGACAAUAUGGUAUUUCGUUGCCAUUAUCGGAUAACAACGGCCAUACUAUUUGUCUGUUGCAUUAUUGUAACGGCCAAUAAUUUAAUCGGUGAUCCCAUUUCUUGCAUCAAUGAUGGUUCCAUACCCAUUCAUGUCAUCAAUACAUUCUGUUGGAUUACCUAUACGUUUACUAUACCGGGACAGCAGCAUAGACAAAUUGGCACUGAUGUGGCAGCCCAUGGUUUGGGUAAUGAAUUUGGCCAAGAGAAGAGAUAUCACAGCUAUUAUCAAUGGGUGCCAUUUGUGUUAUUCUUUCAAGGUCUCAUGUUCUAUUUACCCCAUUGGAUUUGGAAAAAUCUAGAAGAUGGCAAAAUGCGCAUGAUCACCGAUGGCCUGCGUGGCAUGGUCUCCAUACCCGAGGAUUAUCGCAAAGAUCGCCAAAAUCGCAUUAUCAAAUAUCUCAUUGACAGCUUAAACUCUCAUGCUGGCUAUUCGUUUGCCUAUUAUCUGUGUGAGGCUUUGAAUUUCAUUAACGUCAUUGUGAAUAUCUUUUUGGUGGAUAAAUUUUUGGGUGGUGCCUUUAUGACCUAUGGCACUGAUGUCAUCAAAUUCUCAAAUAUGGAUCAAGAUAAACGUUCAGAUCCUAUGAUUGAAAUCUUUCCUCGACUAACUAAAUGUACAUUCCACAAAUUCGGUCCUGGCGGCUCACCACAGAGACACGACACUUUGUGUGUGUUGGCUUUGAAUAUAUUGAAUGAGAAGAUAUACAUUUUCUUGUGGUUCUGGUUCAUCAUUUUGUCCGUCAUUUCUGGCCUUGCCUUGAUCUAUUCCUUCAUGGUUGUCACCAUGCCCACUACCCGCGAAACUAUUAUCAAACGUUCUUAUCGUUCGGCACAAAGCAAGGAAAUCUCAAGUCUAGUACGGCGUUUGGAUAUUGGUGACUUUUUACUCUUACAUUUUGUGGGACAAAAUGUCAAUACGAAAUCCUUUUCGGAAAUGGUACAAGAAUUAUGCAAUCUCUUGGGUUCCUCAAGAACACCAUCGGCACCCUCAACAUUGGAAAUGCAUCCGAUAUAUCCGCAAGUGGAUAGUUUUGGCAAGGAAACGGAAACAUAAACGACACUGCAAGGCAAUUGUUUAAAGGCCCUUAAACGCAAGAAGAAAAAAAAAACGACGCAAUUCCAAUGCAAUGAAUGAACCAAUCAAAUCGAAACGAAAUGAAAUGAAAUGAAUCGGAUGCACGAUAGAAACGCAACAAAUGAUUUCUCAUUUUACAUAUAUAUAUACAUAUGCUACUUUUAACUAAUAAUUAAUUAAUUAAAAAAAAACCAUAUAAAUUACAUAUAUAGUAACUAUUGCAAUAAUAAUGCAAGCAAGAGCAUAAUUCUAAAUGUUCGAACAGAAAUAGGUUUUGUCCCUAUGUUCAUUAAUAGUAAAAAAAAAAAAAAAAUUAAAAAUGUGCUAUAUUUUGAUUUUUCUUUAACCAAUCGUGCAAUGAUAUGCUUUGUAUAAAACCGACAACAAGAGGUUUGAACAAACCUCAACUUUUUAUAAAUUUUUCUACGAAAACUCACUUUCCAUCUCUGUUAGAUGAACGACAAAACCUUAAGAAUAUAAAAAAAAUUUUAUACAUAACCGAAAAAAAAUGCUAAAAUGUUACUUUAAAAUUUUUUAUUUUAAUUUUUGAUUAAAUACAACAAGAAACCGCCAUCAAUAUAUACAUAUUGCAUAUAUGUAUGUAUAUUUUAACUAUAUAUUCCGCAUGAUUGAUUGCUAUAUGUUUACUGUUUAUUAAUAGAGAUUUUUAAAUUUUUUUUUUAUUCAUAUGCUGCCCUCUCCCACCCUAGUUGGCUCUGUCUGACCAUAUUUUUAUUUAUGCUUAAUGAAGAAAUUCAAAUUAAGAGCUAACUAUUUAACUAAAUAUUUAUAUUUAAAUCAAUUGCAAUUGUGUAUGUCCCCUUCUGCCCCAUAUGCUUCUCAUUUCAUUAGGCAUAUUAGUUAAGAAAUAUUCAUAAAGCGAAAAACCUUAUAUACUUUAAUUAUGACGAUGAAAAUUUAGAAAUUUUGUUUAUAAACAAAAGUAUUGUGAUUAUGAUGAUAGAUACAUGAU
This is a messenger RNA of Stomoxys calcitrans (stable fly), 2497 nucleotides long. RefSeq names its product innexin inx3. Gene Ontology annotation, molecular function: gap junction channel activity. The record is from RefSeq and is a predicted model, not a curated record. Gene Ontology annotation, cellular component: gap junction; plasma membrane. Bases 334 to 1503 code for a protein of 389 amino acids. Gene Ontology annotation, biological process: phototransduction. The transcript has 6 exons. NCBI's taxonomy places the organism in Eukaryota, Metazoa, Arthropoda, Insecta, Diptera, Muscidae.